Messenger RNA from Penicillium diatomitis, 753 nucleotides. RefSeq lists its product as uncharacterized. The record is from RefSeq and is a predicted model, not a curated record. Bases 1 to 753 code for a protein of 250 amino acids. NCBI's taxonomy places the organism in Eukaryota, Fungi, Ascomycota, Eurotiomycetes, Eurotiales, Aspergillaceae. The transcript is spliced from 2 exons.
AUGAUGGCGAUCUCGGAAAAGCUUCAAGCUGCACGCAUCGUGUCCCUCCCCAAUGAUGCGUAUUACAUUCCCAAUUUCAUCACCGAGGAGGAAGAGGAUCAAUUUCUUCGAAAGAUCUCACACGCACCACUGCCGCGCUGGACUCAAUUGACCCACCGACGACUCCAAACCUGGCCCUCGUCUCUGACCAAGACCAACACCCUCCUCUCCGCCGCCCUUCCACCCUGGCUCACUUACCCCGUCAUCGAGCCCAAAUUCACCGAGCUGGGCAUCUUCGCCGAGUCUCCGCACGCCGCGCCAAACCACGUCCUCAUCAAUGAGUACCGACCGGGUCAGGGGAUCAUGCCGCAUGAAGACGGACCGGCGUAUUAUCCGCUCGUGGCGACGGUGAGCUUGGGAGCGCCGAUUGUCUUGGAUAUUUAUGAUAAAAAGCUGGAGAGUGCUGGGGAAGAUGGCGAUGCCCGAGAACGAGUGGAUCGUGCCCAGGUCCGGUUUAGGAUUCUGCAGGAGCCGAGGAGUUUGUUGGUGACUCGUGGCGAAAUGUAUACGGGGUAUUUGCAUGGAAUUGCGGAAAAGGUGGCCGAUGAGGAUUUGGGACCAGAUACGAUUUGUAAUUGGGACUUGUUGGGGGUCCGGGAUGGCUUUGCGAGAGGAUCUUAUGAGAGAGCUACGAGGACGAGCUUGACGUAUCGGGAUGUCUUGAAAGUGGCUAAGAUGGGCAACGCUCUGAAAGUUUUGGGUGGGAAGACAUAG